AUUAAAAUAAAAAAUGGAGAAGAUUUCUUUGAAACUAGCUUUCUUGGCUGUGAUCGCCCUUAUUGCAUUUUGUUCAUCAUUUUCGGUGACCGAAGCGAGAGAGAUGGAGAAAGAGGGACUGAACUGCAUAGGAGGAUGUCCAUCGGGUCAGAAAGACUGUAACUGCAUACCGGUUUCGUCUCCCAUGACGGAGAUCGAUGCGACAUCGUCGUGCCAUAAGGACAAAGAUUGUGCCAAGUUCUGUCCCAAAGGUUGCAAGAUCAUGAAUUGUAACGGCGGGCGAUGUUUCUGCGAAUGUUGAGAGGGGAAUAGCUAGUUGUGACUACCAAUGACUAUCACAUACAUGCUCAUGCUGUUGUAUGUUGAUAUUGAUUGAUUGGAGUCAAAAAUAAAAUUUAGUAAGGUCCAAAUUUUAGUUUAAUAUGUUACAAACUUUAAAUAAAAACUAAAAAUGUUUA
Molecule: messenger RNA, 458 nt
Organism: Tarenaya hassleriana
Lineage: Eukaryota; Viridiplantae; Streptophyta; Magnoliopsida; Brassicales; Cleomaceae
Product: putative defensin-like protein 263
Exons: 2
Coding region: 14-301 (95 amino acids)
Source: RefSeq, a predicted model, not a curated record